GUUCCCAGCGGCCCUCGCGGCAGGUUCCGGGCGUCAGGACUGUGCGUGAUGGCUUGGGCCGGUUCUGCCGCUGUGUCCGGAGCAGGGACUCCGGUGACGGGACCGACGGGCCGAGACCUCUUCGCCGAAGGACUCCUGGAGUUCCUGCGACCGGCUGUGCAGCAGCUCGACUCUCACGUUCACGCCGUCAGAGAGAGCCAGGUUGAGCUCCGGGAACAAAUUGACAACCUAGCCACAGAACUGUGCCGUAUCAAUGAGGAUCAAAAAGUGGCCCUGGAUCUCGACCCCUAUGUUAAAAAGCUUCUUAAUGCCCGGCGACGUGUUGUCCUGGUUAACAACAUUCUUCAGAAUGCUCAGGAACGGCUGAGACGGCUAAACCACAGUGUUGCCAAGGAAACAGCCCGCAGAAGGGCAAUGCUGGAUUCAGGAGUUUACCCCCCUGGUUCCCCAAGUAAAUAACAGAAAACGAGUCCACAACCUCAGAAUAGCACAAGAACUGUUCCCCAGCUGACCUGCUUCAACACACAUGCAAAACUUCUAGGAGGCAAUCCCUAUGGACCUUGGCGCAACAUUAAAAAGAUAGCCCUGUGGUUUGUUUGAAGCACUGGGUCUUACCCAUUUAUGUAGGAGCUCCAGGGCCCUAUGUGCAGCUGGACAGAGGUUCUCAAAGGACUUAAAUUAUGGCUUUUCCUUCCAUGAAUGAGCUGAGACCUUUACAUUUCAUAUAAGCUACUUAUUAGAAGCCUACCUUCUGUAAGCCUGGUUAAACACAAACAUCCUUUGUUACAUGGGCCUGGGCAGCCAGCAGUUCUCUACCUGUGACUUGUCAUUUGCCUUUGUGCACACAGAGGAUUGGGAGGGGAGGGAAGGCAAAGUCAAGGUGGACCUUUGUCCAACCUUUUAAAUUUUGCACUGGCUUUAUUUUUCUUUGCAGUUUUUGGCCAGAGCCUGGUUUGAACCCGCCACCUCCGGUAUAUGGGGCCGGUGCCUCACUCCCCUGAGUUACAGGCGUCACCCUGCACUGGCUUUAAUAUACUAAGUGAUGCUAGCCACCACUUAAUUCAUUAAAUACUUCAGUAAUCUUCUAAUUUAUUCUAUGAAAAGAUUCCAGGAGUCUGCUUUAAUUCAAAUACAGCUUCAAGUUGUGAUGUUAACUGUGUAUAGUUAAAAGACUCAAUUAUCACUUUUAUUGAACAGUAUACAAAGCAAAAGGUGCCACAUGCUAAGGAGAAACAAGACCAAGAGCCUCACUAGGAAGUACUUUGUUUUUCUUAGAAAAAAAAUUUCUGGACAGUAACAGUUUACAACACUUCAAAAAAAUUAAUGGCUGAGGUUUUUCAGGAGUUGGGGACUCAAAAAAAAAUGGUGGUAUCCUGCUUCAUUAUAAUGGAUGACAGGGGCCAUAAAUGUGAGACUUAACGGCUA
This is a messenger RNA of Nycticebus coucang (slow loris), 1425 nucleotides long. It is a transcript of the gene SNAPIN, whose product is annotated as SNAP associated protein. NCBI's taxonomy places the organism in Eukaryota, Metazoa, Chordata, Mammalia, Primates, Lorisidae. Bases 49 to 459 code for a protein of 136 amino acids. Gene Ontology annotation, cellular component: synaptic vesicle; BLOC-1 complex; BORC complex. The record is from RefSeq and is a predicted model, not a curated record. Gene Ontology annotation, biological process: endosome to lysosome transport; lysosome organization; regulation of synaptic vesicle exocytosis. The transcript is spliced from 4 exons. Gene Ontology annotation, molecular function: SNARE binding.